GGAGCCGCCGCUGCUGCGCACUGGAACUUCUCUCCGUGAUGGAGCGCAGCCUGCUGCCUCCACUGGCUCUACACCAGUGAGAUGGGAGUGUAAAGUGAACGGGAUUAGAGCCCUGCUCCACCUGAAGACCCGGGCUGGAUGGACGACAUGUCUCCUCAGCAGCAGCAGCAGGAAAACCUGAGGCGGGGACAGCACGAGAACAAGCGGCGGAUGAAGUCUCAGAGCUAUCGGCGCCAGUCUGCCCCGUCUCUGGUCAUCACCAAGGCUCUCACCAGAUCCAAGACGCUCUCCAGAGAGAGCUUCCUGGUUCCUGUGGGAGUCGAGACUUGUCCGCUUGUCCAGUCCCUUCUCAAAACCUCACACAGGUCAUUCCUCCUCCACGGUCACGCCCAGCUGAAGACUGGCAUGCAGACCCAGGACAGACACCUCUUCAUGUUCAACGACAUUCUGGUCAUCGCCAAGGCCAAGACGGCCACCCACUUUAAACAGAAAGCUCAGGUGCUUGUGUGUGAGAUGUGGACAGCCAACUGCAUGGAGGAGGUGUGUGAGGGAAGCACCAGCCCGGAGAGGAGCUUUGUUUUGGGCUGGCCCACCUGCAACUGUGCUGCCAUGUUCAGCUCCGCAGAACUGAAGGAACAAUGGCUGUCUCUCAUCAAAAGUCGCAUCAAAGAAGAAAAAGAGAAGGAAGUGUCCAAGACUAUUCCUCUGAGGGUCUACGGGAAGGGCAUCAACGCGUUCGCUGUUACCAAAACUCUUCCGGUCAGCAACUGGGACUCCACCAACGAAGUCAUCCGUCUGGCCCUGCAGCAGUUCAGCAUCAUCGGGAAAGUGAAAGACUACCAACUGUGGGUCGUCUCCAAGAGAGACAACGCACCCUAUCCGCUCAUUGGUCACGAGUUUCCCUUCAGCAUCCAGAUGAGUCACGUGAGGCAAAUGCUGAUUCAGGUGGGCAGUGGAGAAAGCGCUGCGCCCCCUACAGACAGACAGAGGGCCUUGCAUCUAGAGCAUGGUUCAAAGAUGUGCCAGUUCAUCCUGAAGCCCCGCCCCCUGGAAACAGCCCUGCAGCAGAUGACAGCCGAUUUCCCACAGAAAACCUUCAGAAGGCGGCGCUCGCUCAUCACCUGGGCCUUCUGGCGAGGCUCUUACACGCAACUCCACCAACUGUCGCCUUCUAGUGCGGCACCGGGCUGCUUGUUCAACCAGCCGCUGAGUGCCGUGUGCGUCGAGGAGGCGCUGCCAAAGCCAGUUUUGGACAUGUUGACCUUCCUCUACCAUGAGGGUUCUUGGACUCGUGGCAUCUUCCGUCGACCUGCGGGUGCCCGAGCGGUCAGGGAGUUGCGCGACUCUCUGGAUGCUGGUGGGUUCCAACUCCCUCUGACCCGGGACCAUGUCUUUGUCAUCGCUGGGGUCUUUAAGGACUUCUUGCGCAGCAUUCCAGGGAGCCUGUUGAGUUCGGAGCUCUAUGAGGACUGGGUGGAGGUGCUUGAGGAGGAGGAGGAGGAGGAGGAGCGGCUGCAGGACAUUCAGAGGUUGAUAGCGAGGUUGCCCAAGGAAAACGCCGUGUUGCUGCGCCACCUGCUGGCCGUACUCUAUGCCAUCCAAAGCUAUGCUCAUGAGAACCAGAUGACCAGCUUCAACCUGUCUGUGUGCAUCGCUCCCAGCAUGCUUUGGCCUCCUGGAGCCCCCUGCAGCUCUGAGGUGGAGGGAGAAGCAACGAAGAGGGUGUGCCAUUUGGUCAGGUUUAUGAUUGAACACAGUCCGCAGGUUUUAGGACACGAACCUGCCGCUCUGUUCGGAGGGCCACCGAAAAGAGAGAACCUUCCAGAGUCGGAAUCAGAGUCGUGGAUGUACCCGAUGACCGACUCGUCCUACGACAGUCUGGAGAACGAGCUGGACAACAGCAGUGGCGGCUCCCCUGGCUCCUGCAGAAGAAGGCGUUUACGAUCGAAAGCCCUACAGGGCAGCCUGGACUCCAUCCUCACAUUCAGUGACUGCGACCAGGACAGGGACCUUCACCCCCUUGGUAGACCAAGAGCCCACACGCCUGAUGCAGACCUUGGGCGUGGUGGUGAGGAUGAGGUGCCCACAGAUAGUCCCUCGGCUGCGGACACCUGGUCCCUGGAUGGUCAUCACAGAGAGCGUCGGCGCUCAGAACCAGCUCUGGCCUACGUGAGCAGACUGACGUGCGCUUCACAGAGCACGGACGGCCUCACUGGCGAGGACGAAGACGACGACGAUGAUGAUGAUGGUGGUGAUUUGAACUUGAACAGGAAGAUCAGCACUCAAGCCAGAAGAGGCUCAUCGUCCAGGACAACCCUCCUCAGAUCAGCUGCCCUAGAGACCAGCUCCUCCAGCUUCGCCUCCACCUCCCCUGCACCCACACCCUCCUCCCUGGACUCUCUGGACUCCCUCUGCAACGACCACAGCCUCUCAGGCGGCGGCCCACAGGGUUCCACCAAGAACCGCUGGAGCUCUGAAACCUGCUCACCAUCCAAGGAGCCAAUAAACCUGAGCGCUGUCAAGUGCCACAGAGGCCUCCACCCAAACUCUUGGCUGAAGAAAGACCGGCGACUGUCCUUGAACCAAGCGGAGCGAGCUGAGGAAGAGACAGGGGGAUGCGGGGACAAGUCCACCGGUCUUUGUAAGAAAGUGGCAGGGAAAGCAAAUGCGGGGCAAGAGACCCCCAUCAACCUCUCAGUAAAGUGCAGAAGCCGAGCCGGGAAAGUAGCAGAGGCCCAUGCGACCGAGCAUCCUAGUAAGGAGGAGGGGCCGCUCUCUGUGUCCCAUCACUGCUCUACAAUAGGUCAAACGCUUCAUAGCUCGAGCGAGAGACGCGCGGCGCUGCCAUUGUUCUACAAGCCAAGUGGGCCCAGUCUGUCUCUCUUCAAGCGGCAAAAAUGGGUGUGUAGCAACAGACUGCACCUGCGCCGAGGGUCCGAGCCAGAGAGUCGGGUGAUGGAUCAGGUGACGGGCUUGAGCCGGGCCAGGCUGCCCAGUGACCCGGGGCUGAAGGUGUCUGAGGUGGAUUCAGAUGAGGGCGCUGCUUCACGUUACUGCGUCUCUCCGCACGCAAGCCAAGUGGUCAGGGACUAUUUCUCCACUCACCCCAACGCUCACCCCGAUAGCAGCCAGCAGGUGGCGCUGGCGCUGCUAGAGAAGGACAGGCAGAGGUGCAGUGAUCCCGCUGCAGAGACUGACUUGGACCAGCUGCUCUUCGCUGAAGAAUCUUACGUCUGACUUCCUGCAAACGGGCGUCAUGACCUCCACCCAAGCUGCAACUCAUACUUAAUGUAGCAAAUGUAGAAAGCUCCGAUAUAAGUGCUCCGCUUCGCUUGAUAGACUGAAGAAGUUAAAGCCUUUUUCAUUCAUAGUUGAAACUAGCUCACACACGCAGUAAACCACCCCGUCAAUGAAGCGGCCAUGUUCUCUGACUUGUCGACAAAAGCACUGUUUACACGAGUGACAGGAAGUGAAAAUUGUUAUGUAAAUACUGGAGUUUACGAAGCCUGUUCAGUCACCAUGUUUGUUUUUGCGCUUCACACUUGAUCAAGCUGGAUCUCUACAUUAUUCUGGUCACUGAAAUGUCGUCAUUAAGUUUGAAUAAAGUCAUUGAAGAGGCGUUUCUUCCUCACCUGGGGACUCGACUAAGAGUUGAAGGCUCACUCUUUUCUUCCUUCACAAUACUGAUCUCCUUUUCCUGUGAUCAACCAGUUCAACCAGAGAGCAGAUGAGCAACUAAUUUCCCUCAGUCUUGAGGAACAACCUGAUGGAAACCUGACCUGCAGGUCGGCGAUCACCAAGACUGAUGUGAACACUUCUGGUGCGUCAGAAGGCAGCGAAACGCUCAACACCACGUGUAGCGUCUGCAGCACGAAUGAGGCGACCGUCAUCUUGUUUACCCACCAACCGUCACACAAUCAUGACUGCAUGAAUAUUCAAAGACGCGUCUGCAGG
This is a messenger RNA of Synchiropus splendidus (mandarinfish), 3954 nucleotides long. RefSeq names its product rho GTPase-activating protein 20-like. Gene Ontology annotation, biological process: regulation of Rho protein signal transduction; signal transduction. NCBI's taxonomy places the organism in Eukaryota, Metazoa, Chordata, Actinopteri, Syngnathiformes, Callionymidae. Gene Ontology annotation, molecular function: GTPase activator activity. The coding region runs from base 139 to 3237 and encodes 1032 amino acids. The transcript has 16 exons. The record is from RefSeq and is a predicted model, not a curated record.